Molecule: messenger RNA, 1477 nt
Organism: Dendronephthya gigantea
Lineage: Eukaryota; Metazoa; Cnidaria; Anthozoa; Malacalcyonacea; Nephtheidae
Product: dapdiamide synthesis protein DdaC-like
Exons: 4
Coding region: 188-1273 (361 amino acids)
Molecular function (GO): oxidoreductase activity
Source: RefSeq, a predicted model, not a curated record
AAAGACUUCUGCCAUUGACCAUUAAUUAUCGUGGAAAUGAAAAAAAAAACACCGCUCAAAAGUCAAAACUGCCAAAACAAGAAAACUGAAUUAAAAUAUCCAGUUUUUUUAUGCAUUUCCUGAAAUGGGCGGGCAAAAGGUUUGACAAAAACAUUGUUGCGUAUAUAUUAAAAGUACAAAACUAAAUAUGAAUCCAGCGAAGAAACUGCUCAAGUUUGUACGGCUAACUCAACCGAGAAGAAAUUUGGUCGAAAUAGCAAAUAGAAAAUACCUCCCUGGCUCAACCAGUUCGACUUUCCCAAAAAAUCUAAAUCCACCGAGAGAGAAUUUUCCGUUUGUCGUUUCAGCGAAAGAUGUUGGAAUUUCUGAUCACGCGACCGCGAGUGAAUGUGCUAAAAUUUGCAAGACGAAUUUCGGAGAAAUCUUAAAUGAACAUGGUGCUGUAUUAUUCCGCGAUUUUCCGAUCAAUGGAAAUCAGGAUUUUAACGAUUUUUUCAACGGGUUGGGGAAGUUCAACGCCAUGGAUUACAUCGGGGGGGCUGCCCCUAGACAAGUAGUUGGGAAAGAUGUUUACACCGCUAGCGAUGAGCCCCCAGGUAUAACCAUUGAAGGUCAUAAUGAAAUGGCAUAUAUGCCCAAGUGGCCAGAUGUGCUGUUGUUUUACUGCGAUAAACCAGCUGGUCCAGGAUGUGGUGGAGAGACCGUAAUCAUCAGAAAUAGAGACAUCCUGAAGAACCUUGAUGCAGAAAUUGUGGGAACAUUUGCAAAGCUUGGCAUUUAUUACAACUACCACUGGGCAGAUAAGAGCCUCGAGAAGUACAAGUCGUGGCAAGAGGUUUUUCAAACCGAAGAUCGAAGUAAGGUGGUAGAAUUCCUUGAUAGCAUUGGUGCAGAUUAUGAAUGGGAAAAAAAUGGAUCAUUGAUCUUUGGUUAUGGUAGACCUGCAAUGAUUAAUUUCAAAGGGGAACUUGUCUGGUUCAAUCAUAUUACUCGUAAACAUGCAUCAGCAUGGAAAUACAAUCACCCAUUCUGGGAGCAGUUCACUGAUCUACCCUUUCAUAAGUUCCCAACUCAUUCCCUUUAUGGUGACAUGAGUGAAAUACCUGAAGAGUAUGUGCAACACAUCCGCGAAGUGACAUGGCAGGUUGCUGUUGGGUUUCAACUGGAGAAAGGGGAUGUAAUUGCAUUGGACAACCAUCUUGUGCAGCACUCACGACUUAGUUUUACCGGAGAGAGAAAACUUAUGGUUGCUAUGUUACAGCAUGCUGAAUGAUUUUGACAUUAUGGGAUUGACAAUUGGUUGAGAAUUUUAAAAACCUCUCAAUGAACAAGGCUCAAAGCCUCAAACUAAUUUAUUACUAAUGUAAUUUAAUAAUGCAGAGCAUCUGAAGUAUUCUUUGGUAUGACCAUAUGGUAUGACAUUCCGAUUAUCCAAACAUUUUAAACAGUUAUAUGGAUUUGUCAUGCCACAAGUAUU